This is a messenger RNA of Planococcus citri (citrus mealybug), 4652 nucleotides long. RefSeq names its product ichor (gene ich). The record is from RefSeq and is a predicted model, not a curated record. Gene Ontology annotation, biological process: embryonic hindgut morphogenesis; regulation of transcription by RNA polymerase II; embryo development. Bases 201 to 1781 code for a protein of 526 amino acids. Lineage: Eukaryota; Metazoa; Arthropoda; Insecta; Hemiptera; Pseudococcidae. Gene Ontology annotation, cellular component: nucleus. Gene Ontology annotation, molecular function: DNA-binding transcription factor activity, RNA polymerase II-specific; RNA polymerase II transcription regulatory region sequence-specific DNA binding. The transcript has a single exon.
UAUUUACUAGCGUAUUUGCUGGCUGCGCGGCCGCCAACCGUCCGCAAAACGAAAAAUCCGAAAAGGAAAAAGAAAAAGAAGAAACGGAAAUCUUCACGACGAUUCAGUUCGACGAUCUAACGUUGGAUCCUCCGUGGCUGAGUCCGCAUCGAGCGCCGCCGGACGACUCCGGCAACAAGGUAGCGAGCACGCACAAUAAAAUGAAACUCUCCGGCGGCGGUGACUCGGAAAUGUUGGGCAUGCCGGUGGAUACGCUUCUCAUGAAUCCUUGGAACAGCAACAACGACUUCACCAACGCGGACGUGCGACGUUUUCUCAUCGGCGAAGACACCAAGUUGACGUUGGGCGCCGCCGAUAUCGACGACGACGACGACGACAACGACAUCGUCAACGACCAAAAACCCACCAUCGACGAUUUGGAUAUGCUGCUGACGGCCACCACUACCAGCUCGACGACUACGCUGUCGGGUCCCGGCCCCGGCGGCGGCCCUACGCUACACCACAACAACCACAACAACAACACGCUGGCCGAAUUGAAACCGCUGCCGCCGUUCACCGGCUACACCGGCCAUCUCAGCAUAAACGGCAUCUCCGGCCAUCAUUACCACGCGAUAGCGACGGCGCCAAAUUCGGCGGCGCGCAUCAUGGUCGAAACGAACAACAACUCGGUCGACACGACCAACCAGAACGACGUGCCGUACUACUCGACCGAUCACGUGGUCAGCUCGUCCACCAUGGACAACACCAUCGACAGCAUCAAGUCGGAAAGCGCCGGACUCGAGUACGGCCUGCACAACGACUGCAUCGACGACGAUUUCGCGGCCAUCAUCAGCUCGGCCAUGGCCGAUACCACCGUGCCCGGCAAUCACGCCUACGACGACGACGACACUCGCGACAGCUGGCUCGACCUGGACGCCUUCAUAGUCAGCCACUGCGGCCAAAGCACCUCGCCCACGUCCAGCAAGACCACCGUUACCCUGCACAGCAAUCAGGCCUCCAACGGACCCGGCGGCGGCGGCGGCCCUACCAACGUUCUUUGUCCGCCGGACACGUUGGCCGAUUUCGUCACCAAUUCGCAAUUCGUCGUCAAUCCGACGCCUUCGCAAGUCCUGUCCGCGUACACGCCUCAGCAACAGCUCAAAGCGCAACUCGGACCGCAGCAGCAACCACAACAACAGCCUUCAGGACCUCACCAUGGUCAGAGUCGAGCCGGAGGCGGCGGCGGCGGCAACGACCUGAACGCCGCGGUUACCGCCACCGUCGUCGCCACUACCACCUUUCCGCAUAUGCCUCUGCUGCAGAGCCGGCUGCAGAACGGCCCUCCCAAACAGGAAUACGCUCAGGAUAUCGGGCACGGCAUCGUGUCCGAGUGCCCGUCGCCGUCCUCCUCCACCACCUACCCGCCGCACAGUCCGCCCUGCCACGUGGUCAGCACCUCGGACAUCGGCUUCAUACAGGUGCACAGCUCGACCAGGCCGUCGCCCGAACUGCAGGUCAGCUUCCCGCACACCACGACGCCCAGCAAAAAGUCGCGAAAUCGAGCCAAAUCCAAGGUCGCCUCCAGCAUCGUCUACAACGACGGCAAUCUCGGCAAAGAAAAGACUGUACACCGGUGCAACAUCUGCAAUCGAGGAUUCCUCAACAAGUCCAACAUCAAAGUCCACCUGCGUACGCAUACCGGCGAAAAACCUUUCAGGUGCGAAGUGUGCGGCAAAGCUUUCCGUCAAAAAGCGCAUCUCAUCAAACACGCGCAGAUUCAUAAACGAGUGGGCCGUGAUUAACUCGUACCUUUAUCUAUCCUUUCGCUGAUGAUACUUUCAAUGUUAGUCAUAUUAUACCUUAUGUCAUGUUAUUUUUAUUUGUUUGUUUCUUAUAUUGUUCGUUUGUUUGUUUGUUUGUUUAGUUUGUUUGUUCGUAUUGUUUGUUUACGCGUUCGUUCGUUCGUUCGUUCUCCUCAUCAGAGCGUUCGUUCGUUUGUUUGUUUCCUUUUUUCUUUCUUUUUUAAUUUAAAAUUUUUCCUCCCCCAUUUUUUUCAUUUACCUACUACUAUUAUUUUAUUCGUAUUUCUUUUUACAUUUGUUUUUUUUUCUCUUUUUUUUUGUACAGAAUUUACCUUAAAUGUCGUUUAUUUGAUUCUAUUUCUCUCGCCUUAUUGACGUGUACAUUUUUUUCCCCACUAGGCUACGUAACUUAUUGAAAAUGCUGACUAUGUUCACUAUACGAAAACUUUCUACUUAGGUAUUUAAGUGAUAAAGACUACUGAUUAAAGACGAUAAGAACUUUUAUUGAUAUUGCGAGUGAAUAACUUUGAUUCUGUUUCCCUUUCAUUGUUCUUAAGGAGUAAAAAUUAUCUAUUAAUUUCAUUUUCCUACAAAUGUCUUUCGUAUUUUUUCAAGAUCAGUUGUUACAGGGAAACCCCAAUAACUUAUCAAAGGCGCAUCCAAGUUUCUUUUUGAAGUGACAGGGUGGGAGGGAAGUUUCAGAACGUUGAUGUCGUUCAAACGGUAUCGACGACAUAAAUGAAACUUGAAUUCAAAAAGUUUGCAAGUUUAUUGAAAAAAUAUAAAAAAUUCUCGCUGAAAUUUUAUCGUGAUUUUAAGUAAAAAAUUAAUUUUAUAAUUUUCGAAUUUAAUUAGAUUUUUGAGCGGGAGUACAAUAGGUACGAGUAUCACAUUCUUGCAUAAGUAUCGAGUUCGGAAAUAGGAUAUUCUUGCAUGCGUCAUGCGUCAUCAGAAUCAAACGUUUCACAAAACAAUGUCAAAUAGUUAUCUCAUUUUAAAUAGACUUUCCUUAUUUUUUAUUUAUUUAUUCGCCUUUAUAAUAAAGUAACAGUAAAUUUGGGAAAACUAAGUUCAUACUCGUACGAACCGAAUAGGUAUUAAUAUUACACGCGUGUAAGCAAAUUAAAUACCAAUCUAGGUAUAUUUAUUAUACCCGGGUACCUUUAAUGUCCUACCUGUGAAAAUAUAAUAUGUAGCGAUGUACGUAAUUCUCAUCAUUUAAAAUAGUAAUAAUGAUAGUUCAAUAUUUAUAUACCUAUCAAUUUACGAACUCAUUUUAGUCGUGUUACUCAUAUUUUUAAUAUCCUGGGCGAUUUACAAUAGAUUUCCGGGAGAACAUUUCGACUGCACGCGGCUUUAAUGAACAUUUCGAAUCCAAAUACUAGGGUAGGGUGUGGUGGGAGAGGCGGGAUCACUUUGAACUAUCUUGUGUGAUGUGAGUGGCACCUUAUAGCAUAUAAAAUAUGUACGAGUGAUCGAGUAUAACGACGAUGGCUGAGAGCCCAUGUGAAAGUGCAAUUCAAAUACAAAAAUAUUGACCACAUAAUUGCGAGACAAAAUUUGACGAAUUGACGUAUAAUAAAUUGUUGGAAUUACGUACCUUACCUGCCUGAACCAUGUUUUUUAAACAUUGAAAUUAGUGUAAAUAUCGAAGUAAAACUUUAUUUAGUAUGCACUGUUGUGCAGAAUGUGUUGCGUUUUUUUUAAUGCUUUACGGUACAGAUUAAUAAUAAAUUUUCGUUAUUCGUUUGUUCCAAGAUCUCAAUUAGGCCCCUUUUAUAAUAAUAAUAAAAAAAAAAUCACUGAAAAUCAAACGUUUAGGUAAAUAUUUUACACGUUGAACAAUUCCCUCGAAAUUGCAAUACCCGUGAUUACCUACAUUUUUUUAAAAAAGUUUUUAGACGAAUUUGAAAAAAAAGUCGAACUAAAAACCAAGGGCCUUUGGGGUGAACAUAUGUAACAAGUAGAUGUUUUUCUGUACUGUAUUAUUUUGUAAAUUUUAAAUCCCGCAUACUAUGUGGGCCUAUUUGUUUUUUAUAUGUGUAAAUAUGUUUUUAGAUUAAAAGAUAUUUUUGUACAUUUUGUUCUCUUCUAUAUUUUUUUUAUUUUUUCUGUUCCGCGUGAAUUAUUACGUAAUCAAUGGUACAAAUUUACUUUUAAAAAGUAUUUCAACCAAGUAUUUAUUAAUUUCGGCCAGUAAGUAAAUGAAAUUAUUUUCGAAAAAAGUACUACCUACUAGAUCGAUAUUAAUUUCAAUAACGAAUUCGCAUACACAUAGCUUCCACAAUUAUCUGGAACAUUAUUUAUAACUCACACAUAUUCGCGCGUAAAAUUAAUUAAAUAUGUAUGUACUUACGUAAAAAGUUACCUACCUCAAAAUAGAUGUUUUUGGUUCUAUAAAAAAUCAUCCCUCGUGUAUAAUAAUUCAAAUAGAAUACGUGUAAUGUAAAUUCUAGGAUGUAAUUAUACUUCGAGAAUCGAACUAUAAAUAUAUGGCUUAAUUGGUUAAGAUGCUAUUCAACUUUCACUAUUUUACGCGACUAAAAAAAUGUUUCCUCAUCGUGAAAAAAUGUAUACGACUUUCGUUCGCAAAAUACUUAUUAAUUAGGUACAAUGUAUUGGUGGUUAUAAAAGGGCUGUUUCCAUGUUUUUUUUCCUAAUAAUUUCAUAGUUUGUAUUUUAAAGUGUUCGGUCUUUGGUAUGAUCUUAUUAAGUGCUUGUUAAAUAUUUGUAAAAUAUUUUGAUUUUUUUUUUUUUUUUUUUUUAACAACCAAAGGGAAACACUUUUGUACAUUUUCUUACAAAUAUGUGAUCGCAAAAUGUUUUCUUUGUGUAUUCGUAAUAAUUUUAAUAAAAUUUUUGUUAAAUUUU